Messenger RNA from Hyla sarda, 2476 nucleotides. RefSeq names its product lysophosphatidylcholine acyltransferase 4 (gene LPCAT4). The transcript has 14 exons. The coding region runs from base 346 to 1917 and encodes 523 amino acids. Gene Ontology annotation, biological process: phosphatidylcholine acyl-chain remodeling. The record is from RefSeq and is a predicted model, not a curated record. NCBI's taxonomy places the organism in Eukaryota, Metazoa, Chordata, Amphibia, Anura, Hylidae. Gene Ontology annotation, molecular function: calcium ion binding; 1-acylglycerophosphocholine O-acyltransferase activity. Gene Ontology annotation, cellular component: endoplasmic reticulum.
UUACAAGUAUCUUGUCCUGACUGAAAUGCUUCCCUAGGCACUGUCCCCAGGUGCCUCAUGACAAAUACCGCCCUGUGUACACAGAAUAUGACAAGCCGUGCGGUUGUCAGGGCCUGGCCCGGCGUCAUGCGUUGCACAUACACAGUAAUCUAAGGAGCAGAACGGGUUGAGCCCGUCUGCCGAGCCCUGCAGCGAUUUCCUCCCGCACAGCGCAGCGUGUGAACACCGGCAGUGAGAGGGUUACGGCGGAAGAUAGGCGGACCGCGGCUCCUCCCGCCCACAGGAACGAUCCCGCCCGGGCCCAGGCCGCACAGCUGUCCCGCUCCCAUCCGAGCAGCCGUGACCAUGGACGAGGCUGCGGUGCCCAGCGACAAGGUGGAGGGUGACGGGGAGCAGCAGGAGGAGGAAGGCGCCCCUUUUAACCCCUUCCUCCACGAGUUCCACCCGGAGGGCUUCUUCCAGAAAUUGAGGUUCUAUGUCUUGGGUCCAAUACUAUUCCCCUUGCGGUUUCUACUGGCUUCUAUAUUCCUUUUUCUUAUGUGGCCAAUUGCCGCUCUUCGGGUAGCUGGAAUGACAAAGGAAGAUCUCAGCCGACCAAUAAGACACAGACGCACCAUUCUACAUCACCUGAUUUACCUUCUAAGCCGCACUAUGUUCUUCAUGUGUGGUUUCCACUGGAUCACCAUCCGUGGACGCCGCGCCUCCAGCUCUGAGGCCCCACUUCUGGUUGUGGCCCCUCACUCCACCUUCUUUGAUCCCAUUGUUACUGUGGUUUGUGACCUUCCAUCCGUUGUGUCCAGAGUGGAGAAUCUCAACAUUCCUGUGAUCGGAGCACUCCUUCGAUUCAAUCAAUCUAUUAUGGUAUCCCGCCAUGACCCAGCAUCACGGAAAAAAGUGGUGGAGGAGGUGAAGAGAAGAGCAACUUCACAAGGAGAAUGGCCUCAGGUUUUGUUCUUCCCAGAAGGCACAAAUGGUAAUGGAGAUGUUUUGUUGAAAUUUAAACCUGGGGCCUUUGUGGCUGGAGUGCCUGUACAGCCAGUGUUAAUGAGAUAUCCUAACAGACUGCCGGCAACAAUUUGGACUUGGAAAGGGAACGGAGUGCUAAAGGUCCUCUGGCUCACAAUGUCUCAGUUUUACAUCAACCUGGAGAUCGAGUUCUUACCAGUUUAUAACCCUAGUCCGGAAGAGAAAGCAGAUCCUGUGCUGUAUGCCAACAAUAUGCAGAAAUUUAUGGCAAAGGCACUAGAAAAACCAGCUACUGAGUUUGAGCUGAUAGGAGAUACACCAGUUUCACCUCUGGGACACUUGAAAGUUCAGCUGGACCCUAAAAUCUGGGAAAUUGGAAAAAUGCUACAGAAGGCUGGGUUUUCCUUUGACAGUGUACAGGGUCUAAUUGAUCUCUGCUUAGAGGGGGUUUGUUCACGUGUGGGAUUGGAUGAGCUGGCUGAGAAGCUGGGACUCACACAGACUGAUGUCAUUUCCAGAGUUUUCAGCUACUUUAAUAAGGAUGCUAGUGGAAUGAUUGAUUUUCGAGAAGUCUCAUUAGUUCUAGCCGCUCAGGAUGCCACACGUUCUGCAGAGGAGUUGGCAAAGCUGGCUUUUGAUCUGUUUUCUACCUGUGAUGCUGAUGGCUGCUUUUUACUCUCUGCCGAUGGGUUUUCAUCCAUUCUUCGUUCACUGGUGGGAUCACCUCCUGCAGAAAGUGGCAAAGUAUAUUCGGAGCUGUGCCCACAAGAGGCCAGGGGCCUUACCCGAGAUGGAUUUAUGGGAUUUGCUAUAAGCCAUCCUUGUUAUCGACAUCUCUUCUUGUUCUAUCUGCGCCCCCCAGCAUCAGGCCGUAAGAAGCCAUCACGUUUCCAGCAGAAUGGGUACUGUGCCAGGAAGGAUAAUCCUGAGCACAGGCCCAAGUCACAUUAGGGGUUGGGGGUUUUAUUGGGGGUUGGGGAGGUGGGGAGGGUUUCACUCCAAAGGUUUCUUGACAAGGGAGGGGUUUUAUGGUAAUUUUAUGGUUGCUAUAAGCAUGCCCAGCUGCUCUAUCAUAAGAUAGAGAACAUGCAAUAAGAUGUGCUUAUGUGCAUAAUGGGAAAGAUAUUCUCAUGAAUUUCCAUUAAAUCAUUUAGCUGAAAGCUGGGUGCAACAAUUUAAUGGGAAGUGUAGUGAGUGUAGGAACCAGGAACAUGGAGCCUGGCUUUUUAGGAGGAAACAUUCUUUUGAAAGGCAUGCACUGAAAUGGUGUAGGACAGAACAUUGUAAAGCUAUGCUGAAGGAGCAAUAUUCUGCAUGUGUGUAGCCUGGAUAGGUGCGGGUGCAGAGUGGGGGUGACAUUUGCAUCCUAAAUAUCUCAGCUCUCAGGGAAACAGCCUCCCUUCCCCCAAAGAAUUUUAAAUUUGUACCUUUAUUUCAACAUUUUAUCUCUGAUGGUCCCCAUGUAUUACUGCUAUUGUCAUGUUUCUGAAUGAUAUAAUUAUUUUUCAUA